Messenger RNA from Trematosphaeria pertusa, 489 nucleotides. RefSeq lists its product as uncharacterized. The transcript has a single exon. Lineage: Eukaryota; Fungi; Ascomycota; Dothideomycetes; Pleosporales; Trematosphaeriaceae. The coding region runs from base 1 to 489 and encodes 162 amino acids. The record is from RefSeq and is a predicted model, not a curated record.
AUGGCCGGUGGUGUCACUGGUGUGGGCGUUCGAGAACAGGCCGGAAGAUCGUUGCCAGAGUUGUUGCUUCGUGAGCGUGAAGAGUCGCGCGACACCAGCGCCGCUUCUUCUUAUCUAGGGAGCCUUCAAAUCGCCAUAAGACGUGCGCCUCGCCGCGUGCUCUGCCACCACUGGCUGCUACUGGCCGCGCUGGGAGCUGAAGAAUGCGACUCUGCACCAGGCUGCGGAGCGGUCCUAUCAGACGCGCCGAGACAACGCUCGAGACCCGUGGCUAAGCUCGUGUGCUCGCGGCCAACGGCUGGAGAAUGGCCGCCAAGCAGCCCGCGUCCCCAGCCCUUUGUUGCCGCCGCAGAGUGGCAGCCCGCGCCUUUCAACAACAAGACAAGCCAUGAAGCCCUCAAUCGCGCCCGGAGACUCCGCAGAGCCGCCGACAAUCUAUUUUCGCACCGGCUUCUCUUCCCAGAUGCGCAUGACGACAGCGAUCAAUAA